AUUUUUAUUUGUAUUCUUAUUUUAUUUUUUUCUUUUCUUUUUCUUUUUCUUUUUCAUCUUUGAUUAAUUAAUUCAUUCAUAUUCAUAACAUAUAUGGUUACUACUUGCACUGUUCAUGGCGCUUGGGCAGUGGUGUUAACAAGUUCGAAUAAUUAUAUCAAAGGGGUUUUUGCCUUAAAACACGCUUUACACACUAUAUGUAAAAGCUCAUAUCCUCUUUUGGUUCUGUAUACAUCCGCAGUUAAUGAUGAAAUAGUAGAGAUAUUAAGUAAAACAGGCUGUAUUACAAAACGAAUUGAUCCUAUUCAUCCAAAGGGUAAAGUAGAAUAUAAAGCUGAACGGUUUACUGAAACAUGGACAAAGCUAGCAGUAUGGAGUCAAGUAGAAUAUGAGCGUUUAGUAUUACUGGAUGCGGACAUGUUACCACUUCAAAACAUGGAUGAACUGAUGCAGUUGAAUUUGCCAGAUAAGGACUGGGUAGCGGCCUCGCAUGCAUGCAUAUGUAAUCCACAAAGGAUCAAGCAUUAUCCAUCCUUUUGGACACCGUCUAAUUGUGCUUAUACGCAUUGUGAUACCUUGGCCUGCAUGGAUCCUAAUUUGGCCAAAAAUGAAGCCAACUACUUUAAUAGUGGAUUAAUCGUAUUAACACCAGAUAGUGAUAGGUUCAACAAGAUGAUAGAUUAUUUAAACAGUAUUGCAGAUCUUAAUAUAUAUCCUUUUCCAGAUCAAGACUUUCUAAAUGAAAUAUUUAAAGAUCGUUGGAUACCGAUAUUGUACAUUUAUAAUGCUCUAAAGACACUUGAAUCAGCGCAUCAUUCAAUGUGGGAUAUUGAUAAAGUGAAGAACAUUCAUUAUAUUCUAUCAAAACCUUGGGAUAUAUGUGUAGAUGAUGAUCUACCUUAUUCAGAAAAUAAGUAUAAAGAGUUAUACAAGAUAUGGUGGGGUAUAUACCUUGAUACUGUCCAUUUUAAUAUGCUAGAGAAGAAGAAAAAUUAGUCAUACAGUGCAUACACUCUCGAGUGGAACAUUUUUUGAACUCCAUGGUACAUUUUUCGAAAAUAAAAUGGAGUAUUUAGCUAAUUAAAUUUGAACGAACAUUUUUUUUUUUUU
Messenger RNA from Cokeromyces recurvatus, 1110 nucleotides. Its product is annotated as nucleotide-diphospho-sugar transferase. The transcript has a single exon. The coding region runs from base 94 to 996 and encodes 300 amino acids. The record is from RefSeq and is a predicted model, not a curated record. Gene Ontology annotation, molecular function: glycosyltransferase activity. NCBI's taxonomy places the organism in Eukaryota, Fungi, Mucoromycota, Mucoromycetes, Mucorales, Mucoraceae.